Molecule: messenger RNA, 782 nt
Organism: Pomacea canaliculata
Lineage: Eukaryota; Metazoa; Mollusca; Gastropoda; Architaenioglossa; Ampullariidae
Exons: 3
Coding region: 278-781 (167 amino acids)
Source: RefSeq, a predicted model, not a curated record
UCAGCUGAAUAUAACACUGUGAGUAAUGUGCAUCGUACAGGAGAGGAUACAAGACUGACAAACCAAGACUUUUACCGGGUACGACCCAGACCCUAUCAGCCUCGGCAGCUUGUCUAAGAUGCACGUGACCAGAGCUCCUAUCUCUAUUGCAUUCGCGCAUGCGCAGAAAAGUAGGCGCCGCUCAGUCCUAGCCAUCUCAAAGUCGUGAGCUGGACGAAAACAUUGAGAAACUUUACACAACAAGAAAAAAGAAGUUUCAGAGUACCCAGGCAAUGAAAUGGCUUUCAAAGUACCCAAGAUCCCAGUCUGUGUAGCCAUCGCCUAUUGUGGGGUAGCUCUGGUAUUUCAGCUCGUGACUGUAGCUGGAGCCGGGUGGCUGGUGAUCCCAGGUGGCUGUGAUGGUAAUAAAACGAGAUCGGUUGGUUUAUUUCCUAGGUACCAGAACGACCUACGUUUUCUAGUCGAGUACAGUGAAUACUCAGAAUGGUGGACAGUUUGUCAGGUGUUCUCCCUCUUGGGACUGCUGGCCAUCGUCGAAAGUCUGUGUAUUGGAAUUCUUCAUUGCUUCCUAGAAAACACAUCCGUGUUGUCUCCUCACGCCUUGGCUGCGUGCGCUGCAGCGGAAACGUUCUUGAUUAUAGAGCUUGUCGUGUUUGAUUCUAUGAUGAGGGACAUAAAUCAAAAUGUGUUCACCACUGGUUCCGGAUUUAUUUGCUCUGUUAUCGCAAGUGUUCUCAUCUUCGACGCCGCUGUGCAGUUUAUAGUAGGCCUGCGACAGUGAC